AUGACUCCUAAAGGGUGUUUGGCCGGCAUCGUGAGGACAGAGAAUGGUGUCACCGCAGUCCUGGGAUUAGAUGUCUCACUUACAUGUUAUUACAAAGCCCAGGAACAAGAGAAGGUUACUCAAGUUAUCUGGUCCAAAAAAAUCAUUAAUGGUCAGAACAUUCAGGUUGCCAUCCUAAACACGGAAUAUGGGGCUCAUAUCCCUCGUGAAUAUGAAGGAAGAGUGAAGGAAAAUUCUCCAUUGAAGCCAGAAGAUGGGUCAAUAAUCCUGAAAAAUGUUGUCCAGGCGGAUGAAGGCAUCUACCAGUGUCGGGUCUACACCUUCCCAUCAGGAACCUUUGAGGCUGAAGUGGAGCUAAAAGUGCUUGUUCCACCUUUGCCAACGCUGAACCCUGGUGAUCCAUUGGUAGAGGGAGUGGGCCUGACCCUCGCUGCCUCCUGCACCGCUGAAGGAAGCCCUGCGCCCACCCUGACAUGGGAAACCGAAGUGUCCGGGAAAAAUAUUUCAAACACUUAUUCUCAUGCUCGAUCUGCCUCAGUGACUAGUGAGUUUUACGUUGUUCCAACUCGCAGUAUGCACAAAAAGCUACUGACCUGUGUGGUGUCUCACCCUGUGUUCCAGCAGGAGAAAAGGAUCACACAUGUCCUGGAGGUUGAAUAUUUGGCUGAUAUCACCAUUCAAGGUUAUGAACAUUGGUUUGCUGGAAAAGAUGAUGCAGCUCUGAGGUGUUUAUGUGAUGGUUACCCAACACCGAAGUACACAUGGGUCAGGGUCAAUGCUUCUCUCCCAAAAGAUGUAAAGAUUGAAGGCAACCAGCUAAGAUUUACAGGUCCACUCCUCGCAGAAGACGCAGGGGUCUACAUCUGUGAGGCCACCAAUGGUGUAACCACUAGACAAGCCAGUGUCAUGGUUACCGUUACAGACAGUGAACCUCGAAACGUGGACCUCUUGUCAGUCUCCUUGGUGUCUGUGGCGGUAGUGACGGGGCUCCUGGUGCUAAUUCUGGUGAUAAUUGUCAUCCUAGUGAACCGACACCACAAGAGGAAAACAAAGAGACUUUCAGAGAAAAUUGAGGAGCUUUCAACAUUAUCCAGACAGACGUCCCGGAGGAGACUGAACUCCAACACGGCCAGCACAGACACCAGGAUGCAGCUAGAAGAGAGCAUGAAUCUGAGAGGCCAUCACCCCGACAGCCUGCGGGACCCCAGUAUCAGUUCGAUGAUGGGGGAAGAGGCGGACAGACGCAGCUAUUCCACACUUACAACUGUACGGGAAAUAGAGACGCAGACAGAACUGCUGGCCACGGUUCCAGAUGAGGAGGUGAAGGAGGAAGAGGAGGACCGAACACAAGAGGAACCUCUGGAGGAGAAAGAACUUGACCAAAGUGAGCGAGGAAGCACUGGAAUCUUGUCCACCCAGCCAUUCAUCAAGCAGGGGAUGAGCCAUUUUUAUCAGGAGAAUGGGACUCUACGAGCCAAGCCGACUACUAACGGAAUCUACAUAAAUGGCCGAGGACAUCUCGUAUAACUACAACCUCCCAAUUCCUUUAAGACUCUCACAUUGUGGACAAGGAGCCACAACAUUAUCUGGCAACAGACUUAGUGGCUUCAUAAGAAGGAUCUUCAGCUGCAGGACAUGGUGGGGUCGGUCAUUAUGCCCAAUUGUUAAAUUGUGUAGAUGUCAGUGUGCCUGGAGCCAUGUCCCGUGUCACCAUCAUCAAGUCCUACACUGCAGAGAGUGUCCCUGGUCACGCCUGCUGCAUCCUCUUCAGAUCUCUGGGAUUAAACUGUUGACAUUUAAAGUCUCCUGGGAAGAGGGUUCUGGAAUUGAACUGAUUCACCUCGUCAGGAAUAGAUUGUGAGCAAUGUCCAUGUGUCAUAUUAUGGACAGGCAGCCGCCAGCAGAGCCAGAGAGGCACAGACAUGCUUGGAAUUAUGGCCGUAUAUUGUAUAGAUGCCUAAAUCUGUACUGGUAAGAGUGAAUUGCCAGCAUGCUAGAAGAGGAACCAAGACUUCUUCAGCAUGACUCACUGCAGGACUGUUGUGAAAUUUCAGCUACGGUGAUACUAAUUGUUCUAGGGCCAAAACCGUAAAACUCCCCCCAAUCAAAAAAAAUCAGCCCCUGGUACACACCCUCUGGGUCCACGUUGUGGAAUGAUUGUGUGGACCCUAUGAAUGGAGGUCUUACUGGGGCCUCGGGCUGUGGACUUUUCCAUAAUGCUGGAGGUUAGGCACUCAUUAGUAUUUGUACAUAUGGAUGUAAAUGUCUUCUCUGCUCAUUGUAAGGACGUGUAAGACGAGAGGCACGUCUCGGGUAUUUAUGUGUGCUGUAUAGAUUUUCUACAUAUGGUAUUUAUGUCCGGGGCGGGUGUUUUUAUUUUCAUUGCAGGGAAAAUCUUGUACAAAGAUGAUUAAUACUUGAAGGUCAAUGUCAGUAAAUCACUGGGAUUUAAAGUCA
Molecule: messenger RNA, 2457 nt
Organism: Bufo gargarizans (Asiatic toad)
Lineage: Eukaryota; Metazoa; Chordata; Amphibia; Anura; Bufonidae
Gene: NECTIN4
Product: nectin cell adhesion molecule 4
Exons: 9
Coding region: 1-1527 (508 amino acids)
Biological process (GO): homophilic cell-cell adhesion; heterophilic cell-cell adhesion
Cellular component (GO): adherens junction
Source: RefSeq, a predicted model, not a curated record